AUGUUCGGUUUUGGAAAGAAGAAGGAGACACCCAAGAAAGUUGUUGCGAAAAACUUGGUCAAAGUGGAUAUUCCGUUUGAGGCUCCUCUUCCUGGAAUACAACCACCAAAGGAAAAGCCCUUGAACGACGAGCAAAACCACAAGUACCUGAAGGUUUUGAAACAUUUUCAAGACCCAGAGUUGCAGGUCUCGGUUAAGGAGCAUGAUAAGUCUGAGAAGGCUCCGUUGAUUGAAGAUGAGAAAGCAUGGAUCACCAGAGAAUGCAUUCUGAGAUAUCUGCGUGCGACCAAAUGGAAUACCCACGAAGCCAUCACCAGAAUAGAGGGAACUCUUGCCUGGAGAAGAGAGUUUGGCAUCCAGUAUCAGGACGACACGAAGAACGCUGUUAAUUCAGAGUUGGUUGCGCCUGAAAGUUUGACCGGCAAGCAGGUUGUGCUUGGUUUCGACAACGACGCCAGACCUUGUUUAUAUUUGAAGCCAGGUAGACAAAACACAAAGACUUCACACAGACAAGUGCAACACUUGGUGUUUUGCUUGGAAAAGGUCAUUGAUUUCAUGCCUUCUGGCCAGGAUUCUUUGGCUUUGCUUAUUGAUUUCAAAAACCACCCUGAGAUCAGCGGCAACGUCGAAACCUCGAAGGUUCCUCCUCUUUCGGUAGGUAGAGAGGUCUUGCAUAUUUUACAGACUCACUAUCCAGAGAGAUUGGGUAAGGCAUUGCUAACCAACAUUCCGUUUUUGGGGAGAGCGUUCUUGAAGUUGAUUUACCCUUUCAUUGAUCCACUAACGAGGGAAAAAUUAGUUUUUGAUGCCGAAUUCAUCAAUUUCGUUAAAGGUGAGCAGUUGGACAAAGAUUUCGACGGUUUUGUUGAUUUCGAGUACAAGCAAGAUAUCUACUUCCCUGCUUUGGUGGAAAUGACUGAAGAAAGAAGAAAACACUAUAUGGAGAGAUUCAAUAAAUUCGGUGCCGUCGUUGGCCUCAGUGAAGUAGAUCUUAGAGGAACAGGCGACUCAGUCACCAUUCCAGUGGGCAGACACCCUUACAAUGCCGACGAGCCAGAAAUUACAGCAACAGCAUCAGCAGUUUCCCCUAUAUCCACUACGGCCACCACAACUACUGCUCCGGCAUCAAAUGUUGGUUCCGACAAGAAGGAUGUCGACGAGGUUGUCGGCGCAACUGAAAAGCUGACUUUAUAG
Molecule: messenger RNA, 1194 nt
Organism: Pichia membranifaciens NRRL Y-2026
Lineage: Eukaryota; Fungi; Ascomycota; Pichiomycetes; Pichiales; Pichiaceae
Exons: 1
Coding region: 1-1194 (397 amino acids)
Molecular function (GO): phosphatidylinositol transfer activity
Source: RefSeq, a predicted model, not a curated record